UAUACUGGGAACCCAGUCCAGCUCACCGUCCCAGGCAUGAUGCGGGUCCCAGCGCUGCUUCUGGUUUUCCUGGCUCCUGUCACACAGGUGUCUUCCAACACAGAAGGGGAGAAGAUGUCAAUCACUAAGGCGACUGGGUCUGGGUCGUCUGUUGAAAUCAUUUGUGAUCUUAUUACCCAAACCCUCAAAUAUAUCCACUUAUACAAGUACCAGGAGGGCACAGCUCCCCAACGCCUUCUUUACUACGACAUCUCCUACUCAAAGGUUACGUUGGAAUCAGGAGUCAGUGAAGGGAAGUACAAAGUUUAUAAAGAGAAGAGCUAUACUUUUGCAAUCUCAAACCUGCAAGAAAGUGAUUCUGGAAUGUACUACUGUGCUGCCUGGGAGAAGCACAUUGGUUGGAAGGAAAAAAUAUUUGGAAAAGUGACUGAGCUCAUGGUAGCUCUCCCUUAUAGAGACCUUGAUGUAGGCAUGCCACCCAAGCCCACUAUGUUUCUUCCUUCAAUUACUGAAAUCAACCGCAAUAAUGCUGGAACAUACCUUUGUCUUCUGGAAUUUUUUGCUCAUGUUAUUAAGGUUUAUUGGAGAGAAAAAAAUGGCAACAAAGUUCUGCCAUCCCAACAGGGAAACACCACGAAGACCACUGAUACAUACUUGAAGUUCAGCUGGUUGACCAUGACUGAAAAAUGCAUGGAGAAAGAACAUACAUCAAACAUGAGAAAAAUAAAAGAGGAAAAGAUCAGGAGAUCUUUCUUCCUUCAGUUAGUCAAGGUACAGCUCAUGAACACCUCUGCCUAUUACACCUACCUCUUCCUCAUCUUCAAGAGUGUGGUCUAUUUUGUCAUCAUCACCUUCUCUGUGUGUUUAGAAGAGGCAUCUGCUGUGAUGGAAAGAGCUCAUUGUGCUGGAGCCUCACAAACACUGCCUGCUGAUCCUCACAUUAACCCCAUGAGAACUGCUCCGGCACCAGAGGAGCUUCAGGUGGAGGGUAAAGCAUGCAAACUGAACAUCGAAGGCCCGCAUUUGAACCCUGGGCCUGUAUUAGGAUCCGUGUGA
Molecule: messenger RNA, 1056 nt
Organism: Odocoileus virginianus texanus
Lineage: Eukaryota; Metazoa; Chordata; Mammalia; Artiodactyla; Cervidae
Source: RefSeq, a predicted model, not a curated record